AUGCUUUCUAUUCGACACUUGUCCAGACGAUGUCUUUCCACCACAGCUUUACCCUACACUAAAAUCCAUGUACCCGUCAUGUUACCUGAAGUCUUGAAGCACAUGGCUCCCAAAGACAACGGGAUCUAUUGUGACAUGACAUUUGGCGAUGGAGGCUAUACAAAAGCGUUGCUCGAUAAUUACAACUGCAAAGUGGUUGCGGUAGACCAAGAUCCCACUGCCUAUGAAAAGGCUUUACAACUGUCCCAAUUAAAACCAUACAAGAAUCGAUUAUUCCCUGUUCUUGGUAAAUUUGGCACCAUUCAACAAUCGAUCCAAACCGAGUUUCGAGAUUGGAAAGUGCCGUGUUUUGAUGGAAUUGUGAUGGAUAUCGGUGUUUCCAGUGGCCAGAUUGAAACAGCCGAAAGAGGAUUUUCAUAUAAAUUAGACGGACCUUUAGAUAUGCGCAUGUUCUCGCGCGGCAGAAACAAUACAACGACCGAAUUUGAAAAGGAAGAUGAAUUAUUAAAGAAAUCUAUCUCGGCUUAUGAGAUUGUGAAUUUCUUUUCCAGAGAACAAAUUGCAGAUAUCAUUUACAAGUACGGUGGGGAUCGAUUAUCACGAAAGAUUGCCGAUGCCAUUCUUGCUGCACGUCAAUCCGAACCCAUUGAGAGCACGGGUAGUUUAGCUGCCAUCAUUCAAAAAGCCUGUCCACAACCCAGGUGGCAACGUGGCAACGACGACAUGUUACGAAACUCGGCUGCACGAACUUUUCAAGCUUUCCGUAUAUACAUCAAUAACGAAUUGCAAGAGUUAGAAAAUGUGCUCAGGUCCAGUGAACAUUUAUUAAAGCCAAACGGAAGAUUAGUCGUCGUGACUUUCCACUCAUUGGAAGACCGUAUUGCCAAAAAUUUUAUGUACCACUGCGCAGGGAAACGAUCCAUCAUGGACGCAGAUCAAAACCAGUUUAGUUUAAAGCGACAGGCGAACCGGGAUUAUCGAAAAGCCACUAAACAUGGACACGUUGAAGGAUUGACAUUGAAACAAGCAGUAACCAAACGAGACCAGGUCGUGCCUUCGUUUGAACUCUGUACAAAACACGUUGUUCAACCCUCCGAAGAAGAAAUCGAAGAAAACCCCCGUAGUAGGUCGGCGAAAUUAAGAGUUGCAAAGCGUACACAUGCGCCUGCAUUAGAACCUUUUGGUCCUUCAUCGUAG
Mucor mucedo is the source of this 1197-nucleotide messenger RNA. RefSeq names its product MraW methylase family-domain-containing protein. The record is from RefSeq and is a predicted model, not a curated record. The coding region runs from base 1 to 1197 and encodes 398 amino acids. Gene Ontology annotation, biological process: rRNA base methylation. NCBI's taxonomy places the organism in Eukaryota, Fungi, Mucoromycota, Mucoromycetes, Mucorales, Mucoraceae. Gene Ontology annotation, molecular function: rRNA (cytosine-N4-)-methyltransferase activity. The transcript is spliced from 3 exons.